AUGGCGGAACCUGAUCUGGCAACUGAAGCCAGAUUAAGAAAGAAGAAGAGAGAAAAGAAAUCCUCAGAAGAUGGAGGAGGGGGAGAAGAAGAGGACCCAUUGCCUCUCAUGGCACUGAAUCACGUGUCCAGGCUCUGCAGAUCAGUGGACAACACCAUAGAAUUCUACACCAAGGUUCUUGGGUUCGUCCUCAUCAAUCGUCCACCAGCCUUCCACUUCGAUGGUGCUUGGUUAUUCAAUUAUGGAGUAGGGAUUCACUUGUUGCAGUCCAAGGAUAAAGAGAGAUUGCCACAAUCGAGCCAUAUAGAUCCAAUGGACAACCAUGUCUCGUUUCAGUGUGAAGAUAUGUAUGCGAUAGAGGGAAGGUUGAAGAGGAUGAAGAUAAAAUAUAUAAAGAGGACGGUGGAAGACGAAGGGGGAACUUCCAUUGACCAGUUGUUCUUCAAAGACCCAGAUGGGUUCAUGAUCGAGAUAUGCAACUGUGAGAACCUGAAGCUCGUCCCUGUUGGUUCCUUGGGCCGUAUCAAGCUUCCUUUAGAUCGGCAUAACCCACCUGUAGAGUUACAUCAAGAUAACCAUAACCUUGUUCACAGUCAAUGUUAAAAAGCAAAAGUGAAACAGCCAUGG
Messenger RNA from Macadamia integrifolia, 627 nucleotides. RefSeq lists its product as uncharacterized. The transcript is spliced from 3 exons. The record is from RefSeq and is a predicted model, not a curated record. NCBI's taxonomy places the organism in Eukaryota, Viridiplantae, Streptophyta, Magnoliopsida, Proteales, Proteaceae. Bases 1 to 603 code for a protein of 200 amino acids.